Messenger RNA from Larimichthys crocea (large yellow croaker), 4730 nucleotides. RefSeq names its product UDP-GlcNAc:betaGal beta-1,3-N-acetylglucosaminyltransferase 2b (gene b3gnt2b). Gene Ontology annotation, cellular component: Golgi membrane. Bases 1013 to 2299 code for a protein of 428 amino acids. Gene Ontology annotation, biological process: protein O-linked glycosylation; poly-N-acetyllactosamine biosynthetic process. The transcript has 4 exons. Gene Ontology annotation, molecular function: hexosyltransferase activity; UDP-glycosyltransferase activity. Lineage: Eukaryota; Metazoa; Chordata; Actinopteri; Sciaenidae. The record is from RefSeq and is a predicted model, not a curated record.
CAUUCAGUUGCCGGUCAUGCAUUCACUGUUCAUUCUUUAUGCUGUCGGUGGUUUCUGUCCAUUGAAAUGCUUUGAAGGGCUUUUAAUUUGAAAUCGGUACAGGAAGUGUUGCAACUUCAAAAUAAGGCGCUCUGCACUUCUGUUUGUGAUUGCACCAGCUGGCUGUCUGUCUCCCUGACAUAACGAAUAGAGGCGAUAAGUACGAGUGACAUAACAGCUGUCAGGUGAAGUGUUUUCACUGGUGACGCGACUGACUGUGGCAGCCACCCACUAAAGAGAUAACGUGACUGAGAGCAGCUUCGCGUCUCUUUAACGUGUCAGAGCGGCUGACGAAUGCCAUUUUACACUGGAUUAACUCAGAACUGGAACCUGGACCCAGCCCCGGUGUGCAGUGAUGAAAGCGUGAGCGCUGCUGCAGCUACAAUCUGAGAUUGUUAAAUUAAAGGUGGAAAGUUUCUGCACUAAUCAAACAGAGAAAGAAGCACAAACAGUGAGGUCUGGAGUCCACAGGUCGUGUUUAGAUUGGAGUCCGUGACAUUCCAGCGUUGAUUAACUCUUCUGCUCACAUUUUUCUGAACGGCGGAUAAUCUGAGAGCGAAUAAUUUCAGGAGGUUUGUUCACUGACGGCGCUCGGCGAAAGGUGACCUCAUUUACCUGCUCGACCCUCACAUCUAACCAGCAGCUGUAAUCAUUAACUUUUAAAGGUUCGACCCCUCUACGCUCCCCUCUCACCUGUCCCUCCCCCUUCCUGGUCCUUUUUCCUCUUCCGCCAUUGGCUGCUGUCCCUCCCCCCCCAGAGGGCGGAGCUAAGCAUGGGGUAAGAGAGCUGAGAGGAGACACCAAGACGACACAAGCCGAGGAGGCCCUCGUACCUGCACAGGUGAGACUCCUCACCUCAUUGAACCUUUUAUCAGGUGGAAACCACAGUGGUCAAACACAGCCUGGCAUUGUCCAGUAGAUUACCGGCAGAUGUAAUCGCAGCGUGCCACAGAGCGGCUUUCUGUGCUGAUCAAUGCAACUGGAAACUGGCGUCAAAGUCCACCUUGGCUCGCCGUCCUGCCGUGAAAGAGAGCUGCACAGGUGUGACGGGGUGCAGGACACUGUCAUGGCGCUGCUGCGGAGGAGGCUGAAGCUCGUGGUGACAGUGAUGAUGGUCAACCUCUUCAUCUUCAUCCUCAUCUCCCGAAACAACAGCCAAGACAAGAUUGGGCAACGCAAGAUUCGCAUCCCCUCCAAAUCCUUCUGGACCAAACUGGCUCCCAGCUUGGCCUACUGGAACCGCCAGCAGCAGAUUCUGGAUCUUCAGAACAAUCCCGUCCUGGCGGCGAACUACAGCGCCGCCGAGCUGCCCGAUUGGCUCAACGAGACCAGUUUGACCUCUGACCCCUGCCAGCCCAACAUCAGAGUUACCACUCAGGUGAAAGACUACAACUCCCUACCGCAGCGCUUCAAAGACUUCCUGCUUUACAUGCACUGUCGCUCCUACCCGAUCAUGACGGACCAGCCGGAUGUCUGUAAGGAGCCGCCGUUCCUUCUCCUGGCUGUCAAAUCCCUGGCGCCGCACUUCGACCGCCGCCAGGCCAUCCGUCAGUCGUGGGGACGGGCGGGCGUCAUAGCCAACCAGACAGUUGUGACUAUCUUCCUUCUCGGCAACGCCACAGCUGGGGACCACCACCCGGAUUUGUCCGAGAUGCUGCGCUACGAGAGCAUCCGCCACAAAGACCUCAUCCAGUGGGAUUACCGGGACUCCUUCUUCAACCUCACCGUCAAAGAGGUUCUGUUCCUGGAGUGGAUCCAGACUCGCUGCCCCGGCGCUCGCUUCAUCUUCAAAGGCGACGACGACGUCUUCGUCAACACCUACCGCAUCCUGGACUUCCUCAAGGGCCUCUCGGAGCCCAAAGCCAGGGACCUGUUUGUGGGUGACGUGAUCACCAACGCGGGGCCGCACCGGGACAAGAAGGUCAAAUACUUUAUCCCGGAGAGCAUGUACAUCGGGACGUACCCUCCGUACGCGGGGGGAGGCGGGUACCUUUACUCCGGCGACAUAGCCGCCCGCCUGCACAACGUGUCCCAGCAUGUGGCGCUCUACCCGAUAGACGACGUCUACACAGGAAUGUGUCUUAGGAAACUAGGGCUGGCCCCCGAGAAGCACAAGGGCUUCAGAACUUUCAACAUAGAGGAGAAGUACAGGUCGAACCCGUGCGCCUACAAGAGCUUAAUGCUCGUUCACCCGAGGACCCCGCAGGAGAUGAUCCAGAUCUGGACUUGGCUCAGUAGUCCUGCUUUGAACUGCCAGUGACGACGCCGCAGCAGGCGGAAGACGAUAUACUGAGGUCAAAGUGACAAAUAUUUAAAUUUGAACAGGGCGAAUGACUUUAAAAAGGCAGCUUUAAGUUAAGAUGUUAUUAAAAAGGUCACUUUGAGCCUCAGCUUGGAAUGAAUGGCCACCAUAGUAUUUUGACUUGACGUCGGACUUCCGUAGACGAGUUAACCCCGCUUCACUGUCGAACGAGCUUCAACCCAAAGUGACCGCGUCUUUUCUUUUGCGUGCACAUAUUUAUAUCACGACUAUUUAUACGGCCUUUCUAACGCUUUAACACUGUAUGUCAGCUCUGACGGAGCGUCUCAAUGCUGUAUUAUUAGAAAUUAAGGAGACUAAAGAACUGGGACGUGUCCGCCGGGGACUCUCUCCGCCUCGGGUUGUUUUUGACACUGAUGACAGAGAAUGCUUUCGACUCUCAGGUGUCUAAACAUUUCAAACAAAGAGUGAAACGACGAGCGUCGCCGGCUUUAAAAGUGCUUCCUGGUGAGCACUUCCUAGUGAUUGUUGCUGGAGGCUUUAGUUUGUGCUGCUAUUCCCACCCACACUCCAUAAAAAGUAUUUCACUGGUGACUCGUUCCAACGCGAGCUCAGCCAGUUUAGAGCGUUCAUUCAAACUUGAAACGGGAGUGUUAACUUCCAUCGGUUUUUACUCGAAGCUUUAAAAAUCAUUGACGGAGUUUUGAGACUUGUCGCAGCUCAGCGGGUCUGGGCGUGGAGAAAUCCAAAAUGCUGGCUAAAGUUCUGCUUCAGGUGUUUUUCCACGAGAUGUCUGUUAUUUCAAGCUGCCGGAGUAGAAAACGCCGCCGCCUCGCCCUCGUGAGCGCGUGCUGUUAAGUGUCGCUUGUGCCGUUGACCGAAUCGGAGUCGAACAUGCUUCAGAAACACGGGUGGAACAUCGCGUCCGCCUGAGCUUUCACUACUUGACGUCGGCACUGGUUCUCGCUGAUCAGUUUUAAAAUGUUACAUAUCUUUGAGAUGAUUUCUUCUUCGUGCGGGGACGACGGAGGGGACGACGGAAGAACCGCUCAGAGCUCGGCUCACUACUGUUUGUUACGCGACGUUUCAUUUCAGCGGUGCAGCGAGACAAAGUCAGACACUUGAAACACAUGGAGAGCUUUCACCUUUUUUCUUUGGGAGAGUUAAACGACGACACGGGAAGGAUAGAAAAGGUCAGAAGAGCGCAUGAAUGUAUGUCUGUACCCGGGUUCAGGGUCGAUCCACUUUGGUCUUUUUUUUUUUUCAGUAUUCACACACAGAACCGGUCCACAAAGUCAACACUGAAAGAGAGUUUGACCCAGAACCUGGUUGUUACACUUGAUGAGUGAUGUUAGAGCUCCACCUGCUGGUCAGGAUCCUUUAGUACUCUGACACGACCCAGAACUGUCGUUCAUUUCCUUCUCUCCGUCUCUGACUCCUCACCUGCUCCACAUCUUCACUUGUAGCGACUUAUUUCUCUUGUUUUUGUCACUGUAACGUGAAACUCUCUGCUUACUUUCAGCCUACGCCGGUGUAGGAGUUUGCCUCGCAUGAAAAAACAAGACAAUCACGGCGAGGUUGGUGAAGGUGUUUGUCUCCAUGCAGGAUAAAGCAAACACUAAAGAAUAAGAGAGGAGCCAAAGGCCGAGUUAUUUCAUCCUCACAGAUAUUUAGGUCAGAGUAUCGUUUCGGUCACCGUCUUCACUGUGGUGGUUUCCCGGCACUCACUCACCGAUAACAGAUCUCUGCUGCACGCACACACAGUUUGUGGCUACUUGAAAUGUUUACAUGCUUUAAUAAUAAGUCAGCAUCGUUUUUAUACUCGUUUCUUCAGCAGCUUUGUCUUUAUGUUUGACUGUCCGACCUUCCUCUCCCUCUCCUUCAACCUUUAUCCGUCACUGCGCUUUGUUUUUGUACUCGGUCUCCUUCGGACGCACAACUUCAGCCUCGGUGUGUUCUGACAGUCAGUGUUGCUUCUGUAGAUGCUGGUGGUGUUGUUUUAUUUUUAGGGUUCAUACAGACGUCAUAUUUCCAUCCACGUGCAGUGAAACGAGUGCGAUACGCAGCCUCAGCGUGCUCGAAAUAAUCCAGUAAAAAUGAAUCACGUGAUGAGCGCACAGACAGCUCAGUGUUUCAUCGUCCUGUCUCGUGUGUUCGAUCAAUUAUCCGUCAGACUAAAUUCUAAUAAUCUUCACAUGAAUCCCCCUUUUUUCUUUUUGUCUUCACUGCACGUUGUCAACAUGUAUUUCACACACCUGUCGUUAAAACACCUGCACUAGUCAGAGACGAUUACUAGACGUGUGCCUGAUGUUUGUAUGUAAUGUUGUUUUUCAAGAUUAUCCUUCGAACCACGUGAUCGCUUUCUUUUUUUAAAUACAGAGAAUACCGAGACUUGAUGAUUUGAAUAAAGUUAUAUUUUGCUGUUUUUGUA